This is a messenger RNA of Yamadazyma jaroonii, 1380 nucleotides long. NCBI's taxonomy places the organism in Eukaryota, Fungi, Ascomycota, Pichiomycetes, Serinales, Debaryomycetaceae. The record is from the annotation of a GenBank genome assembly.
AUGAAGAUAGCAUUUAUUCACCCUGAUUUGGGUAUUGGAGGUGCUGAAAGACUCGUGGUAGAUGCUGCCGUAGGACUUCAGGACCUUAAACAUGAUAUCACCAUUUAUACAUCUCACUGUGAUAAGAGUCAUUGUUUUGAAGAAGUAUCAUCAGAUCAAUUGAAAGUAACAGUAUAUGGAGAUUUCUUACCUACUCAAAUUAUGGGUAAAUUCCAUAUUUUAUUUGCAAUUUUAAGACAAUUGGUACUUGUAGUGAUGUUAAUUUUCACUGGAGAAGCUUAUGAAUAUGAUUACUUCAUUAUUGAUCAAUUAUCAUUCUGUAUUCCAAUUUUAUGUAUUUUCACCAAAGGUAAGAUUUUAUUCUAUUGUCAUUUCCCGGAUCAAUUAUUAUCUAUUCCAAGUGGAUUAAUCAAGAAGUUAUAUAGAAUUCCGUUCAAUGCUGUUGAAGAAUAUACCACAAGUUUAAGUGAUAAACUCAUUGUUAAUUCAAAUUUCACUAAAUCAAUUUUUCACAAAACAUUCACUUCCAUCAAGACAGAUCCUAAUGUUAUUUAUCCAUGUGUAGAUAUUGAUCAAGGGAUAAUUGAAACUAAAGAAGAUGAAGAAGCAGAUAAAGAAGUUAAAGAAUUCAUGAAAGAUAACAAAUUUUUCAUCUCCAUUAAUAGAUUUGAAAGAAAGAAAAAUAUUGAAUUGGCUAUUAAAUCUUAUGGGAAAUUCAAAGCUUACCUUGAAUCCAACAAUGAACCUGUUCCUAAGCUUGUGGUAGCUGGAGGGUUUGAUUCAAGAGUUCCAGAGAAUGUUCAAUACUUACAAGAAUUAGAAAAGUUAUCAGAAUCCCUUUCGCUCAAACAUUAUACCAUAAGAUCUAGAUUGAUUGUCAUGCCACCAACUUCAGAUAUUAUAUUUUUACCUUCAAUUAAAUCCCUGAUCAAGAAAGCCUUGAUCAAGCAAAGUGAUUUGUUAUUUUACACUCCAUCUAAUGAACAUUUUGGGAUUGUACCCGUCGAAAGUAUGUUGUUUAAGACUCCGGUUAUUGCUCCAAAUAACGGUGGACCUUUAGAAUCUAUUUCAAACUAUACAACUAAUAAAUCCAUGGCUACUGGUUUCAAUGUUCCUCCAACCGAAGAGCAAUGGUUUGAGACCUUAAAACAAUUCCAUCAUUUAUCAGACAAUGAAAAGACUGCUUUAGGAGAGAAUGGAUUCAAAUUAGUAUUGAAGAAAUUUUCCCGUCAACAAAUGGCUCAAGAAUUUUGGAAUAACUUACAACAAGCAAGUUAUACCGAUAAGGGAAUUAUAGUAUCUAUUUUACGUAAAGUUUCAUGGUUAACAGUAUUGGGAUUCUUUACGAUACUAGUCGCUUUAGUAUGGCAAUUCAAAUAA